AUGGCAUCAAUAGGCCCCCAACUACCCCCGGACCUCACAAAACGCAAACGCACCUCCACCUCCCCCAAUCCAUCAUCACCAUCCGCAAAACAAGCCCGCCACUCCCCCCUCAACACCAACGAAAUCUACCUCUCCGACUCAGACUCCGACUAUGGUCCAUCCGCUCCCGCAAAAGCCAAAGCCACAAUCGGACCAUCCCUCCCGUCUACAAAACAAAACGACCAAGAAAUAGACCUCUCUUCCGACUCAGACACCGGUCCCAAACCACAACCGCAACCACAGCCCUCGUCGCAACCACAUCCAAACGAAGACUCCUCAUCAGACUCAGACUACGGCCCGUCCCUCCCAACAUCAACAUCCAAGCGUCCAACCCAAGGCCCUUCGCUGCCCUCAUCCCAAGCCCCCCAACGAGACACAUGGAUGCUCGCACCCCCCACAUCAACAUCCUACACCGAACGUGACCCAACACGCAUGCGCAACCGCAAAUUCGCAUCCAAACCGACACCUACAUCCUCCACACCCACAAUAUGGACCGAAACGCCGGAAGAAAAGCUCAAGCGCCAAAAGGACGCGCUCCUCGGCCGCACCACCGAAACAACACCACGCCGCAAAACCGAACAAGAUGAGCGGGAUCGCAAAAUCGCCGAAAACAUAGAAGCCCACAGAGGGAAGAGUCUGUACGACGAACACGCCACCAAGAGGAAAGGGGAGGGGAGGGCGGCAGAGGAGGACGACGAUCCUAGCAAGAGGGCGUUUGAUAGGGAGAAGGAUAUGGCUUUGGGGGGGAAGAUUGGCGAGAAGCAGAGGAGGGAGUUGAUUAGCAAGUCUGCUGGAUUUGGGGGGAGGUUUCAAAAGGGUUCGUUUUUGUGA
This is a messenger RNA of Pochonia chlamydosporia 170, 870 nucleotides long. RefSeq lists its product as hypothetical. Bases 1 to 870 code for a protein of 289 amino acids. Lineage: Eukaryota; Fungi; Ascomycota; Sordariomycetes; Hypocreales; Clavicipitaceae. The transcript has a single exon. The record is from RefSeq and is a predicted model, not a curated record.